CGACCAACACUUCAUCCUCAUAGACGACAGUCUCUCAGGCCUGGCCGGCUCCAUUAUAGAGCUCAAGUUCCAAGCUCACUUUCCUGGAGCCCAGCCAGUGGUCACUGCCGCUGCUAUCAAUGGAGAACCCAUCUGUGACGGAGCCUGGACCACUGUACCUCCCCUGCAGGACCCGUGUGAUCCCACCGGCAUGAUGCCUUACGACUAUGCUCAGGUGUUGUGUAUGGGAAUCCUCUUCUACGAGGCUGAGAGGUCUGGCUACCUGCCUGCUGAUCAGAGAAUCACUUGGAGGUACGACUCUGCUCUCGGCGACGGCUCCGACGUGGGUCACGACCUCACUGGUGGAUACUAUGACGCUGGAGACCACGUCAAGUUCGGCUUCCCCAUGGCCUUCACUGCCACUAUGAUCGGCUGGGGGCUCAUUGAUUUCGCUGACGGAUAUAAGUCUGCAGGUCAGGUAGAGUACGGACAAGCAGCUCUCAAGUGGGCCACGGACUACUUCCUCAAGGCCCACACUGCCCACUGGGAGUUCUAUGGGCAGGUAAAACAACAACAAAUAUUAUUUUAUUUCAGAAGUUUCUUGUCUCUUUCAUGGAUGAGAUGUUUGUAUUUUUAUGAAGAAAGACCAGAGACAGAGUACAGUCUAGAAAGAGAUAACCCAGGUUCCGAACUGGCUGGUGAGACCGCCGCCGCUCUCGCUGUCACCUCCAUCGUCUUCAAGGACGUAGAUGCAGCCUACUCCGCUGAGGUACUGGAUGUCGCCAAGGAGCUGUACGAGUUCGCUGACGCCAAGCGAGAACAUUACCACAUCUCCAUCCCUGACGCAGCAGGUUAUUACCAGUCGUGGAGUGGGUACUACGACGAGCUGUUGUGGGCAGCUCUAUGGCUCUACCGAGCCACAGAUGACGCCACGUACCGACAGGCUCGCGGUCAUUACGCUGAGAUCCCUGUCACACCAAACAACCGCCUCGAGCAGUUCUCCUGGGACGACAAGAGGGCCGGUGCCUUCAGCUUGGGAACACUGCUGGACCCGGAGUUCACAUCGUACGCCACAGACAUCCAGACUUUCCUCGACUGGGUGAAACACGAGGCGCCCUACACCCCAGGUGGUCUUGUUUACCUCGACACCUGGGGACCAAAUCGUCACGCAGCUAACGUGGCCUUCCUUAUGUUCUGGAACGCAAACCAGGGUCUGGACGCUGCGGAGAACCGCCAGUGGGCCCAGGGACAGAUUGGCUACAUCUUGGGAGACACUGGCCGCUCCUUCGUGAUCGGCUACGGUCAGAAUUACCCCAAGAGGCCUCACCACCGCUCCAGUUCGUGUCCAUCACUGCCGGGUACCUGUCAUGACGGGUGGGCUGAGAAACAGGAUGGACCUAACCCCCAGACCCUCUAUGGUGCCCUCGUCGGUGGUCCUGGCGCGAAUGACGAAUACACUGAUGAUCGCAUGGACUACGUCCACAAUGAGGUCGCCUGCGACUACAACGCAGCCUUCGUCGGGGCUCUUGCAGCCUUGGUCGAGCUCAACUAAGAAUACCGGCAGGAAGGAAUGAUGAAUGAAGAGAAGCUCUUUUCAAAUUAAUUUUCUUUUGUUUUCCAAGGGGAUCUUUGUCAACCACAUGCCAGUACUCCACUACAAGUAUGUCAGCUUGUCAGAGGUCCUCCACGAUUUCCUGAAUAAAGUGAAAAGUAAAUCCA
This is a messenger RNA of Cherax quadricarinatus, 1698 nucleotides long. Lineage: Eukaryota; Metazoa; Arthropoda; Malacostraca; Decapoda; Parastacidae. The record is from RefSeq and is a predicted model, not a curated record.